Molecule: messenger RNA, 1065 nt
Organism: Cladocopium goreaui
Lineage: Eukaryota; Dinophyceae; Suessiales; Symbiodiniaceae
Source: the annotation of a GenBank genome assembly
AUGCUCGCAAUGCAGUUUGUAGGCCUGAUGCUGGGUGCCACCCUGGCCCAUGCCAAGCAGUUCAUGGCACCCAGCGCAGCCUCUGCGCCCAGUCAUGAGGCCUUCACAGCGCUCUUGCGCGUGAAGGGAAAGCCCUUGGAUCCCAUGGUGUCCUCUCUGGCCGCCAUGGCUGAAUCGAUCUCCAAGCAGGAGCCAUCUGCGAGAGAGCAGUCAGUGAACUCCAUCAAGACUUUGCUCCAGGGACUUCUGGACAGUAUCACUAGUCAGCACACGAUUGCUCAGAAAUCGGUGACCAAUCAGAGCACCUUCGAUAGCUGCAACGCUCAGAAGCUGACGGACUUGACGCAUGCAGAGAACGUCAAGAUUGGAGUCAACUGGACCGAUACCACAGAUGCUUACAACGCGUGCCAGGCUGAGUUCCAGGCGAUGAACAACACCUUCACCAGUUGCUACCAGCAGGAAGAAAUGCUGCGUGUGGCGGCCACGGCACGCUGCGAGUACUUUGCAUCCGUGGAUCGGAGUUCCAAUUUUCAGUCCUGGUUCUGUCAUGAAGAUGACUUUCCAGCGAGCAGCAGCUACGAAGCCUAUCUACAGCGAAACAUUGAGAUGCUGGCAGACUUUAGGAAUCGACGUGCCAACUGCACCAAUGCCACCGCGGCACAAAGUUCCAAGAUGUUGGAAUGCACUGGAUAUCAGCAGCAGGCUUCGGCCAAAGAGGUGAUGUGUGCUCAUUUGACCCCCUAUGCGAACCCGGCGGAUUGCAGCUCCUAUGAAGCCAAGAAGCAGGCCUGUAUCAGCUACAGCCACUGCCGGACACAGGCCCAACACGAAAGUAGUAGUGCGGCAGCCACCGCUGAUCAAUUGGCAGAGAGCCUCAAGGUGCAGUGGGAAGGCCUGAAACGCAUCGAAUGCUUGCUGGAUGUGAUCUCGAAAUCUGGGGAUGCUGCAGCCAUGGAGGCUUGCGUGGCGGCCGGGCACGAUACCUCGCCGCUGAACAUCAUCGUCCCAGCGGUGCCCACAGCGCAGCCCUGUGACGCGGGCCUCGCGCCUGCGGGAUGUGCCUGA